Messenger RNA from Chaetomium globosum CBS 148.51, 612 nucleotides. RefSeq lists its product as uncharacterized. Bases 1 to 612 code for a protein of 203 amino acids. The record is from RefSeq and is a predicted model, not a curated record. Gene Ontology annotation, biological process: positive regulation of transcription by RNA polymerase II. The transcript is spliced from 4 exons. Lineage: Eukaryota; Fungi; Ascomycota; Sordariomycetes; Sordariales; Chaetomiaceae. Gene Ontology annotation, molecular function: RNA polymerase II cis-regulatory region sequence-specific DNA binding; DNA-binding transcription factor activity, RNA polymerase II-specific; protein dimerization activity.
AUGGCCGACAUCACUGAUCAACACGACCAAACGUCGCCCACCGAACUUGAGGACGCGCAUACCGUCGGCAACGGCAACAACAAUGUCGGCGAGACCCGCGGUAUCAAGCGCGCCCGCCCUAGCACGGCCGACGACGACGAUGAUGACGACGAGAAGGGCGGUCGCGAGCGCCGCAAGAUCGAGAUCAAGUUCAUUGGUGACAAGUCGCGCCGCCACAUCACCUUCUCCAAACGCAAGGCUGGCAUCAUGAAGAAGGCCUACGAACUGUCAGUUUUGACAGGCACCCAAGUGCUCCUUCUCGUGGUGUCCGAAACCGGUCUCGUUUACACCUUCACCACCCCAAAGCUACAACCUCUUGUCACCAAGGCGGAGGGCAAGAACUUGAUCCAGGCUUGCCUCAACGCCCCCGAGCCCCCUGCUGGGGACAACGGGCUGGCACGGCAUAUCCGCCAUCUCCCCGAUCGCGAGUUGAUAUUCGUGCACAUGUCGCUACAACGCACCACGGCGAGCCAGUCGCACAUGCUUCUUGCGGGAAAGAAUGAAGUGGGCGCUUGGUUCUGGAGGCUAGAGACCAAGGAAAGUAACUCGUUGGCACUCGCUUGGGGGAGCUAG